CUCCUCCCCAACUUCGCAUCUACCAUCUAGCAUACCUACGUACGACGGCAGCGAUCCUCCUGCCCACCAAACCAGCAUGAGCAAUGGAACAGAGUGGUCACCAUCUUCCUGGCGCUCGCGCCCAAUCGCGCAAGACGUGCACUACCCCGACGCUGCCGCUCUCAAGAAGACUCUCGAUCGACUGCAGACUCUCCCGGGCAUUGUCACUCCUUCCUCCAUCGCCCACCUCUCUUCCCGCUUGAAGGAUGUAGCUCAGGGUAAAGCAUUUCUGUUGCAAGCGGGGGACUGUGCUGAGCUCUUCGAAGACUGCAGGGCGGACAAGGUGGAGGCGAAGCUCCGGCUGAUCCUCAUGAUGAGCUUGGUCGUUGUUUGGGGAGCCAGAGUACCAGUGGUGCGAGUGGGGAGGAUUGCUGGACAGUAUGGCAAGCCACGGAGUAAAGACAAGGAAAUGGUAGAGAUCGAUGGAGUGAGGAAGGAGGUCCUGACCUUCCGAGGAGACAACGUAAACGGCUUUUCUGUGAAUGACCGUACACCUGACCCCGACAGGCUCACUCAAGCCUACUUCCAUUCUUCUGCGACUCUCAACCACAUCAGAGGUCUCUUAGACAGCGGCUUUGCGGACUUGCAUGCCCCCCUCUCCUUCACAUUCGACCACGUGCGCGACCAGACUCUGCAGCAAUCGUACGAGGAUAUCGUCGACUCCAUCACCGACUCCCUCGACUUCAUGAAGACAGUCGGUGCAGACCCUUCUUCUUCUGGGAGCAGUGACCAGGGUACUCUGAAUCGUGUCGACUACUUCGUCUCCCACGAGGGUCUCAUGCUUGAGUACGAGGAAGCUUUAACGAGGGAGGUGCGGGGCCCGCCUUCAUCGCGGCGCGGACCCGAGGCUGGGCACUACAACCUCUCCACUCAUCUUCUCUGGCUGGGCGAUCGGACAAGAGCGGCAGAUGGAGCUCAUAUGGAGUAUUUCAGGGGCAUCAAGAAUCCCAUCGGCAUCAAAGUCGGGCCAACAAUGAAGCCGGAUGAGCUGGUCAGGGUACUGGACAUUGUGGACCCCGACUGUGUUCCCGGGAGAGUCACUUUGAUCGGCAGGUUCGGCGCAAGCAAGAUCGAAAAGUCUUUGCCGCCACUGAUCAAAGCCGUUCAAGCUUCGCCGCACGCAUCCUCGGUAAUCUGGACCUCAGAUCCCAUGCAUGGAAACACCGUGUCCCCGCCUUCGCACCCCAGCAUCAAGACUCGCAGGUUCGAAGACAUUGUGUUUGAGCUCUCGGCCUCGUUCAGGGUGCACGCCGAGUGUGGCUCACGCCUGGGAGGCGCACAUUUGGAGCUGACCGGCGAGCUCGACGAAGAGGGCAACAGUGUGACAGAGUGUGUCGGCGGCAGUAUGCAAUUGGGCGAGGAAGAGCUGCAAAAGAGGUAUUUGACGCACUGCGAUCCUCGGCUGAACGCUGAGCAAUCUCUCGAUAUAGCUUUCCUCAUCUCGCAUGCCCUCAAGAGUCAGCGUCUGGCUCGGAGAAGUGCUAGCAUGGACAGUCUCAGUGGUAGAAGCAAAAGUCAGAUCACUUCAAGGGAUGUGAGCCAAGCGAGGGCAUGAUCGGCAAGGGCAUGAAAUGAGAGGAGUGGGAUCCUUGUACUGCCACUUGUAGAGCAUUGCAUAUGAUCGCCGCCUCACACAAUUCCAGUUCGCGUUGUGCACUG
Microstroma glucosiphilum is the source of this 1698-nucleotide messenger RNA. Its product is annotated as DAHP synthetase. The transcript has 3 exons. Lineage: Eukaryota; Fungi; Basidiomycota; Exobasidiomycetes; Microstromatales; Microstromataceae. Bases 77 to 1594 code for a protein of 505 amino acids. Gene Ontology annotation, molecular function: 3-deoxy-7-phosphoheptulonate synthase activity. The record is from RefSeq and is a predicted model, not a curated record. Gene Ontology annotation, biological process: aromatic amino acid biosynthetic process.